AUGUCGGUCUCGGUGGCGUUCAUUGGAGUGCUGAUGCUUCAUUUGGUCUCCUCACAGAACGAUUUUGGCGAGAGUCAGACCUCUCGCUUCACCUCUUCCUCUUUGCUGAAACUACCGGGCAUUCGUUACAGGUACAGCUCUGCUCUGUUCUCCUCAUCCCUCCUUAGUUACAGGUAUAACUCUGUUCUUUUCUCCUUGUCAUCCCUCCUUAGUUACAGGUACAGCUCUGUUCUGUUCUCCUCGUCAUCCCUCCUUAGUUACAGACACAACUCUGUUCUGUCCUCCUCAUCAUCCCUCCUUAGUUACAGGUACAGCUCUGUUCUGUUCUCCUCGUCAUCCCUCCUUAGUUACAGACACAACUCUGUUCUGUUCUCGUCAUCCCUCCUUAGUUACAGGUACAUCUCUGUUCUGUUCUCGUCAUCCCUCCUUAGUUACAGGUACAUCUAUGUUCUGUUCUCGUCAUCCCUCCUUAGUUACAGGUACAGCUCUGUUCUGUCCUCCUCAUCAUCCCUCCUUAGUUACAGGUACAACUCUGUUCUGUUCUCCUUGUCAUCCCUCCUUAGUUACAGGUACAUCUCUGUUCUGUUCUCGUCAUCCCUCCUUAGUUACAGGUACAGCUCUGCUCUGUUGUCCUCGUCAUCCCUCCUUAGUUACAGGUACAUCUCUGCUCUGUUCUCCUCAUCAUCCCUCCUUAGUUACAGGUACAUCUCUGCUCUUUUCUCCUCAUCAUCCCUCCUUAGUUACAGGUACAGCUCUGCUCUGUUCUCCUCGUCAUCCCUCCUUAGUUACUGUUACAUCUCUGUUCUGUUCUCCUCGUCAUCCCUCCUUAGUUACAGGUACAACUCUGUUUUGUCCUCCUCGUCAUCCCUCCUUAGUUACAGGUACAGCUCUGCUCUGUUCUCCUCGUCAUCCCUCCUUAGUUACAGGUACAGCUCUGCUCUGUUCUCCUCGUCAUCCCUCCUUAGUUACAGGUACAGCUCUGCUCUGUUCUCCUCGUCAUCCCUCCUUAGUUACAGGUACAUCUCUGCUCUGUUCUCCUCGUCAUCCCUCCUUAGUUACAGGUACAGCUCUGCUCUGUUGUCCUCGUCAUCCCUCCUUAGUUACAGGGCUAUCUGUGUGGUGUGGUGUGGUGUGGUGCGGUAUGGUGUGGUGUGGU
Molecule: messenger RNA, 1156 nt
Organism: Oncorhynchus masou masou (cherry salmon)
Lineage: Eukaryota; Metazoa; Chordata; Actinopteri; Salmoniformes; Salmonidae
Exons: 5
Source: RefSeq, a predicted model, not a curated record